UUCAUGAAGAACAACAGAACCAUAUAACCAUCUUUUGAACCCUAGUUUCAUAAACCUUAAGAAAAAUAAACUAGUGAACUACUAACCAUGAGGGCUGGAGGCUAUACCAUCCAACACACCCUAACACCCGAAGCCGCAACCGUUGUGAAACAAGCUCUAGUUCUUGCUAGACGUCGUGGCCAUGCUCAGGUUACACCUUUGCAUGUUGCCAGUGCGAUGUUGACAUCGCCAACAAGCCUUCUGAGGAAGGCUUGUUUGCAACCAAACUCUCACCCUCUUCAAUGCAAUGCUCUUGAGCUUUGCUUCAACGUGGCCCUAAACCGACUUCCUACCAUGCAAUCAAGCCCUAUCAUGUUAAACCCUAAUCACUCUCACCACCCUUCUCUCUCCAACGCCUUGGUGGCGGCUUUCAAACGUGCACAAGCCCAUCAACGCCGUGGUUCAAUUGAAAACCAACAACAACCCAUUUUAGCUCUUAAGGUGGAGAUAGAACAACUCAUCAUAUCCAUCUUGGAUGAUCCUAGUGUGAGUAGAGUCAUGCGAGAAGCUGGUUUCUCUAGCACACAAGUCAAAAACAACAUCGAACAAAUGGAGAUAUCCGUCUCUUCACCAAACCCUCUUAGUUUCUCUCAAUCAAAAGAAAACAUAAAGCCCAAAGCUUUAGCCAAAGUCCAAAAUGAAGAUGUGAUGAGUGUCAUAGAAAUGAUGAUGAAUAGGAAAAGAAAGAAUAUUGUUGUUGUAAGGGAAUGUUUAGCUAGUGCUGAUGCAAUAGUUAGAGGAGUCAUAGACAAAUUCGAAACCGAAAACAACAUAAAUCUAAGGUUCAUGCAAUUUGUAAGCCUUCCUUUGCACUCACUUCAUCAUCUUUCAAGGGAAGAUGUUGAAGACAAAGUUAGAGAACUCAAGUGCCUAGUAAAAAGCUUUGUGGGUAGAGGAGUAAUCUUAUAUCUAGGUGAUCUUAAAUGGGUUUCGGAUUAUUGGUUGAACCAUAACCAAAGAAAGCUUAACAGAAGCUACUACUACUCUCCAAUGGAGCAUAUGAUCUUGGAGCUUAGUGGACUCAUGUUUGGUGUUGAUAGUGGAAAGUUGUGGUUGAUGGGGAUUGCUAAUUCUCAAACAUACACAAGGUGCAAAAUUGGUCACCCUUCACUUGAAACUCUAUGGGAUCUUUGUCCUCUUACACUUCCUGUUGCUAGCUUGGACCUCACCCUUAAUCUUGAAAGUAGUAAGGAUUCAGUAAAUGAUCAAAUGAAACUGCUCACAUGUUGUGGAGAGUGUUCGGUUAACUUUUCAAGAGAGGCUCGAACCAUAAUGAGCUUUGGACGUCCCAACGAGUCCGUUGCUACUACCGGAUCGAAUUUGCCUUCAUGGCUCCAACAAUACAAAGAAGAGAACUCAAGACAAACUACCAAUGAUCAGGAAAGUGAAAAAGUUGGAAAUCUUUGCAAGAAAUGGAACUCCAUUUGUAGUUCACUUCACAAACAACAGCCAAUGUCUUCUUCACCAAGUUUACACCAACUUACCUGGCCCGUAAUAUUCGAAUCCAACACAUCACCCAAAGAACAUAAGUUUUUCAUGAGUGGUGACAAUGGUGAAUGUUUUGACGAGGCGAAUCCAAAAACAACCAUGCCUGAGCUUCUAUCGAAUCCGAAUUCUAGUCCAAACUCGGCUUCUUGUAGUGAAGCUAGUGAUCAAGAUGAUGAUCAUGAAUACUACAUGCACAAAUUCAAAGAAGUGAACUCUGAGAAUGAAAAGAUUUUGAGUAAUGUUUUGGAGAGAGUUGCACCAUGGCAAAGAGAGAUCAUUCCAGAAAUAGUAAGCACAAUCCUUCAAUGCCGGUCUGGUUCAUCAAUCGAAAGAAUAGGGAAAGAAGAAACAUGGUUAUCUUUCUUGGGUGCUGAUAAUCACGGAAAAGAAAAAAUAGCAAGAGAGUUAGCCAAAGUUAUAUUUGGAUCAAGAAACAAUUUUGUCCAUAUCGGGUUAAGCAGGUUUUCAGAAGCACGGGCUGAUUCUACAGAUGACGAUCAAGAAUUUGUUAGUAACAAACGGGCGAGAGAUGAACAUGGGCAAAGCUAUCUUGAUAGGUUUGCUGAAUCGGUUCAAGAAAAUGCAAACCGAGUAUUUUUCAUGGAAGACGUUGAGCAAGUUGAUUAUCAUUCCCAAAUGGGAAUCAAGAAAGCGAUCAAGAAUGGAAGGAUCACACUAAAUAAUGGUGAAAGUGUUCUUUUAGAUGAUGCUAUUGUGAUUUUUAGCUGCGAAAGUUUUAGUUCUAUUUCACGAGGUUGUUCUCCUAGCGUAAGGCGAAUGUAUAAUGACAAUGAAGCACAAGAAACCAUUGAGGAUUAUGCAAAAGAGUCUAUGAUCAGUUUGGAUUUGAAUGUUGCGACCGAAGAUCAAAAUAGAUCAAAUGACAAUGAAUCGGUGUCUGAUAUCGGGGUUCUUGAUUCAGUUGAUAAGCAAGUGAUUUUCAAACUCCAAAUGUUGUAAUAUGUUUAAUUAACUUCUGUUUGUAAAUUAGGGGUGUAGUUUGGAAUAGGGUCUUAGAAAUGUGAGUUUGAUAUAUUAGAUGUAUACCAACAACUGUAUUUUGAUCAAGUUUGUUUAAUUUGUUUUAAUUAAUAGACUUGGUAAUAUUUGUGUUCA
Molecule: messenger RNA, 2643 nt
Organism: Erigeron canadensis
Lineage: Eukaryota; Viridiplantae; Streptophyta; Magnoliopsida; Asterales; Asteraceae
Product: protein SMAX1-LIKE 3-like
Exons: 3
Coding region: 88-2487 (799 amino acids)
Source: RefSeq, a predicted model, not a curated record